This is a messenger RNA of Gryllus bimaculatus (two-spotted cricket), 981 nucleotides long. Lineage: Eukaryota; Metazoa; Arthropoda; Insecta; Orthoptera; Gryllidae. The record is from the annotation of a GenBank genome assembly.
AUGCGCAUCCCGCAGGUGGCGGAGCAGCUGGUGUCGCGCGGCGCGGACGCCAACGGGGAGACGCCGCUGGGCAAGAUGGCGCUGUUCUACGCGGCGCAGCUGGGCGACGAGACGUUCGCGCGGUGGCUGCUGGCGCGCGGAGCCGACCCGGCCCCGUGCACGAGCGCCGGCGGCGCCGCGGGGCUGACGCCGCUGCACGCCAGCGUCAAGGACGGGGCGGCGGGCGUGGCGCGCGCGCUGCUGGAGGCCGGCGCGCCCGUCGACGCCCCCGACGCCCGCGGACGCACCCCGCUCGCCUACGUCGCCGCCGCGCCCAAGCAGCGGCGCGGGGAAUUGCUGAAGAUCCUGCUAGACGCGGGCGCAGACCCCAACACACCGAUUGUACGGGAGAAACCUAUGACACUGCUGCAUUCAGCAGUGCUCGUAGGUGACACGGAAAUGGCGGAACUACUGGUAAACGCGGGAGCUGACCCACGUUUCAAUGCCUCUGGUGAUCUCACUCCCAUGGACAUUGCCCUGGAUAUGAGGGAACCUAGAAUGAUCGACUUAAUGGAACAAUGCAUCGCCGGCAAAAUGCGCAGGGCAGAAACUUUCCCGGCAGCAGAAGAAUCAAAUAGCAUAGCAAACCCCGCUGGCGAUGACGAAGAAAAGAUGUUGGUUGCCGGGACCACUGACAAACAGGUCUCCGAAAUGGUUUCUUGCGGGAAACAAAACGCAGAAACAAAGAAAGAACCAAACCAUCAUACAAUGGCGAUGAAAGAUGAAUGUGAAGAAUUGAACAAAAAAUCGUCCGCGAAUGCAGAGUCUCAUCAGGAUCAGAUUGCGCCAGCUCUGUCCCGCGGGUUGCCUACUUCGCCGAACGAGGCGCUUCUCUCGGCAGCGCGGCGCGGGGAUUCCCAGGCGAUCGGCACGCUCCUCGCGGCGGGUGGCACCAACGUCAACGAGGCGUCGGACGCCAUGGGCCACACGGCCUUGCACUUA